AUGGAUCCACCGCUAUCAGCAUCACAGGAUAAAAUAAGGAGUGAACAUAUGGCCAUAGAUCUCAGUGCCAUCAAUGCCGAUACCGCUACUGAUAAUCUUGGCUUUUUCAAUUCGGCUAUACAUGACGACCAGAGAAGAGAUUAUAACGUUUCGGGGACGAUGUCAACAAAUGUUGAGAGUUCUGAUGAAAAACAUUAUCGAAGAGUUAUGCAGAGUGGGUAUACAAGUCGUUUUCUUGAAAAUCGAGGAUUUGGUUGGCUUCUAGACGUUAACGAUGAUGUGGUUGACUUUCAAAGGCCAUUGUUGGAAGAAUUAGAUAUUGAUUUGGCGGAUAUUUAUUAUAAAGUACGCUGUGUAUUAUUUCCUCUGCCUUAUUUUCGGCUGAAAUUGUGUAUUGUUCGAGAAUCGCCUGAUUUCUGGGGACCAUUGUUUAUUGUUUCAACUUAUGCCUUGUUAUCAUUGUACGGGCAACUAAGUGUACUUUCAUGGAUUUUAACAAUUUGGUUUAUUGGAUCAUUUUUUGUAUUUUUCCUUGCACGAGCUCUUGGAGGAGAAGUCGGCUAUGGUCAAGUGCUUGGUAUUGUCGGUUAUUGCCUUAUACCUCUAGUUGUUGUAGGCCUAAUCAUUUCAGUUUUGUCGAGGUUCCAGUUGUUUUCUACAGUAAUUGGUUGUUUCGGUGUUUUAUGGUCUGUGUAUAGUGCUGGUACGCUUCUCUGUGUCGAAGAACUGCGUGAGAAACGCACCUUAUUACUUUAUCCAGUUUUUUUAUUGUACGUUUAUUUCUUCUCACUGUACUCAGGAGUGUAA
Molecule: messenger RNA, 807 nt
Organism: Acanthocheilonema viteae
Lineage: Eukaryota; Metazoa; Nematoda; Chromadorea; Rhabditida; Onchocercidae
Source: the annotation of a GenBank genome assembly